GUGUUGUGUUUUUUGCUCUUUUCAGAUAUCUUUAACUUCUAGGUCUUAUGGUAGUUUGUUUGCAUAGUUUGUUGUUUGGAGUAUUUCACUUGGACUAGAAAACCUGAACUGAAACUGAUCAGUAGAAAUAUAAAACCAAAACUGAAUUGAAAUUACACAUAUAUAUAUGGAUCUAAAUUUUUAUUUUGCCAAAUUUAUGCCUUUUUGAUAUUUAGAAGUAAUAUGAAUGUUAGAUGCAUGUUAGAUUUGGAGUUUAAGACAACUUUUUUUUGUAUAUUUCAGCUUCAUAUAAGUGAUGUUAUCUGCAUAGAGAGAAAACGGUUUGGGCUGGAACAUUUGCGGCCCAUCCUAUAAAUUAAUUGGCACAUUUAAAAGAUUAGUUAGAUUUAUGAAAUUUAAGGCUUUGAGACUUGAGAGACACCAAAACCCUAACGAGGCCGUCUGGAAGCUAGCUCCGCCACCAAAUCAAUGGAGGAAGAAGCGAGAGAAGUGGCGGUGAUCGAUAAAGAUCUGAAGAAGAAGAUAAAGGACACGGUGAAUAAGAUAUUGAAACGAUCGAGUUUGUAUCAGAUAACAGAGGUCAAGGCGCGAGAAGAAGCUUCCUCUGAGCUGGAUCUCGAUCUUUCCAAAGAUCCGUACAAACUCAUCGUGAGAGAGGCAGUGGAGAGGUUCGUCGAGAAGGCGGUGAUGACGAUCGAGAGUGAGAUGGGAAAGCACCAUGCUCAGAUUGUGCAAGACGUUGAAGGAGGAAGCGAGAAAUCGACUAAGAAGAAGAAGAAGAAGAACAAAACGAAGAAGGAAGUGUCGGCUGCUUAGAUUCCGACACUUUCAUUUCAUCUAUGCUGCUGUGGUUUUAGCGUUUUAAUUUGUGUCUUUGUUUGAUUCCAACGAUGAAGGCUGUUCAUUGUUGUAACUCAAGUCGAGCUUUUUAAAAAGCUUAUUAAUUAGUAUAUUAUUAUUCAUCUA
This is a messenger RNA of Brassica napus (rape), 966 nucleotides long. Its product is annotated as mediator-associated protein 3. NCBI's taxonomy places the organism in Eukaryota, Viridiplantae, Streptophyta, Magnoliopsida, Brassicales, Brassicaceae. The record is from RefSeq and is a predicted model, not a curated record. The transcript has a single exon. Bases 469 to 816 code for a protein of 115 amino acids.